AACAAAGCGGCUGGUAAAUAAGGCAGCUGCGGCUGCAACAACACCACAUUCCUGGCCAAGCUGCGAUCCGCUCAAGGCUGGCAGAUGUGCUCUGGCGGUGCUGUCUGCUAAAAUGGGCGGAAAAAGAGCGACAAGCAGCCGCCAUUGUCAUCUAAUCUGAACUUGUCUGACAGAGCGAGUGGAAGAAGAAGGGCUGUGUUUUGACAGAUUCCAGCCCUGCGAUGACGAUGGAAACUGGAUAGUUGCAGCUUGACUGGGGGGGCUAGCUAACUUUGACAGCCGACUUUCCAACCCUCCCCUCCUGACGAGAACAUUCUCAUCUUCAGAAUGAACGGAUGCUGCGGUGCUUUAGUGUUCAGCUAAGUCAGAUGGUGUUUAUUCCAUGGAAACCAGGUGCCGAGACAAACAGGGAACAAUGUUGUUAGCCAGUUAGCUAACGUUAAACUUGCUAGCUGCUAGUUAACGGACACUUAAUUAGUGGGCUGAGUUAGCCGAACUAACUCAGCCCACUAAUUUAGAUACACAUUAAGUUUAUUUUAUUUUAAUUGCUCACUACAUAUAAUUUAGUUCGAAUAUUUACUUUCCGGCAUAUGCUUUUUAAUUAAUUUAUUUAUAGUUAUUUUGCUCUAGUUAAGCUAGGUGGCUAACCAGCAGUUCUAGGCAGGGCUGUGGUUUCUCUGCAAUCUUUUGGCUGCACAAAUCGUAGUCUUAGAAAUUCGUUACUCAGCGACAGCCAUGGCUCAAGAGGCGUUCCCUUUGCAUUUUCUAGUCUGGAACAAUCAGUACUUGGAGCUCGAGAGCGAGCUGCAGGAGACAGGGCACGACGUGGAGCGCAUCGAUCCACGAGGACGCACCCCGCUGGAGCUGGCCGUGUGUCUGGGCCACCUGGAGUCCACGCGUGUGCUGCUCAGACACGCUGCAGACCCGACAUACUGCAACGCGCAGGGCUGGACCAUCUUGCAGGAGGCCGUGAGCACGGGGGACCCCGAGCUGGUGCAGCUGGUGCUUCAGUACAGAGAUUUCAAGAGAGCAACUGAGAGACUGGCAGGCAUCCCAGAGCUACUCAGCAAACUGAGACAGGCUCGAGACUUUUACGUGGAGAUGAAGUGGGAGUUCACCAGCUGGGUGCCUUUGGUGUCAAAAGUGUGUCCCAGUGACGUUUACCGGGUGUGGAAGAGUGGCUCGUGCCUGCGGGUGGACACCACUCUUCUUGGUUUUGAGCACAUGACUUGGCUGAAAGGGCGGCGCAGCUAUAUUUUCAAAGGCGGAGAUGACGGUGCCGUGGUGAUGGAGGUGGACCAUGAGAAGCAGGUGGUGUACACCGAGCCGCUCGUGUUGUCUCCGCGUGACGCUCCCUCCCUCCUUGCGGCCAUGCAACCGUCGCAAGAGAAUACAGCUCAGAGGCUCACGUCUCCCAUCGUCUCCACACACCUCAACACUCGCAACAUCGCCUUCGAGCGGAAUAAAUCCGGAAUCUGGGGUUGGCGUUCAGAGAAGAGUGAGGUCGUCAGCGGGUACGAAGCAAAGGUUUACAGUGCUACCAACGUAGAGCUGGUGACUCGAUCAAGGACGGAGCAUCUUUCAGACCAGGACAAGUCCAGAUGUAAAGGUUCAAAAACACCUCUGCAGUCUUUCUUGGGGAUUGCUGAACAACAUACAACUCAUAAUGGGAGCAAUGUGUCACAGUGUGCCAGUCCUCACAACCCAACAGCCAUCACAGCUGAGGAAUACUUUGACCCGGAGUUCAACCUGAACGGCCGGGACAUCGGACGACCCACCGAGCUCACCAGCAAAGUGCAAAAGUUUAAAGCGACGCUGUGGUUGAGUGAGACUCAUCCUUUGUCCUUGGCUGAGCAGGUGACCCCCAUCAUAGACCUCAUGGCAAUUUCAAACGCCCACUUUGCCAAGCUGCGUGACUUCAUCACCCUGCGUCUGCCGCCAGGCUUCCCAGUUAAAAUAGAGAUUCCCCUGUUCCACGUGUUGAAUGCCAGAGUGACCUUCAGUAACCUAUGUGGCUGCGAUGAGCCCGUCAGCUCUGUGACUCUGCACAAACCAGAGACGCCAGAAGAAGCUGGUCAGUGCCCCCCUCCCUUCCAAUGCGAGGUCGAUCCCUCCGUCUUUGAACCGCCUGCAGACUACACCACGCUCGGCCCAGGCCGCAGUGAGCCAAUGAGGGAUGAGGACGACAACCUGUUGCAGUUUGCAAUUCAGCAGAGUCUGCUGGACGCCGGCACAGAGAGCGACCAGGUGACCAUCUGGGAGGCCUUGACUAAUAGCCGUCCGGUUCUCCAGUCUCCAUUGUAUGAGGAAGACUCUCAGCUGGAGAGGGCGAUCCAGGAGUCCCUGACGCUCUCUCUGGCCAGCAGAGAUGGAGAAGACAUGGCCGACUCCAACCAGUCGUCUUCCGUGUCCCCUUUGGAGCCCGCCGCGUCCCCGCCGCUCUCCUACAACCCAACCAGCGACCCGCGCCUGUCUGAAAACUUUGGUGUGGCGAGCAGCUUCGAUGAACAGAUGCGCAUCGCCAUGGAGCUGUCCUGCCGGGAGCAGGAAGAGAUGGACAGGAAGCAGAAGGAAGAAGAGGAGGAGCUGGAGAGAAUCCUGCAACUGUCUCUUACUGAAAAGUGAAGAAACCACAGCAGCUGAGGCAGGUCCACACUGUGGAGCAAUCACCUUAAUUUAUUUCCUUCUGUUUUUAUCCUGAUGUGUUAAGUUAUUACAAAUAUUUAGUCUUUUCCACGAGAAGGCUGCUACCAGAUAAGAGGGAUGAGAAUGCUGAACAGAUGUGAGAGAAAUGGUUACCGUGUCAGGAUGGAUGGACGGAGAAAGGGUGAUGAGGAUGGAGGGAAAUCUUUAUUUCUUUUUUAUGGAACAGUUUUCACAUUCAAUCUGUCUUUGGGUGUUAAACCUGAAACCUACAGCAUAAUCUACUACAAAGGUGACGAAAGCUGUGGAUAAAUAUUCUUUACUAGUAAGUGUGAAAAAGAAACUACAAAGAUUAUCCUCAUUUGUACUUAUUUCCUUUCAAUGAGCACAAUUUAAUCUGUUUGUGUUUUUUUGUGAGCAGAAAUAAAUGACUUUUUAUCUGCAAAUCAGAAAAGUAAGACCUGAUCAGUGUGUCUGAACAGGAUCUAUCGUUUUUGGAAAAAUGCAGAUUUGGAGGGGUUUUGUUGUAUGUGUGUGUGUGUAACUUUCACAAAACCUAAAAUAAAUUUAAAAAAAAAACUACAAAUUCUGAAUUGCAGAAAACUGUUUUGGAUUAUUGUUAAUAAAUGACAGCAAAACACAUUUCAUCAAGUGCAUCACCAAAGCAAAAACAUUAAGAUGACACAAUUGUUGGCUAAAAACUGCUGUACUUUCUUUGCAGUUUGCUUCGUUUGCAUCUUUCCUAAAUGUGUCUGGGUUUAGAUUUUCCAAAAUGUAUUGCAGAUCUGCGCCAAAGAAAUGCUACACAACAAGCUUUAAUUUAAACACAAAAAUGAUGAGAAAGCAUGAUCAUUCGCAGAGAGUAAACGUCUAAUGAAAUAAAUUUGGUAAAAUGUGAAGUGUGACGCUCUUCACAAACAGUACUUCACUAUUUCCACUAAAUUUUUACAAACUAUUUUAGACUGGAUUUCUUUUCUUAAAUAAUAGAAAUAUACAUACAUCUUUUUUUUAUCUCAUAACAUAUAAAGUAAUUUGUGUCUAAACUCUCUUCAGUUCUGUUCCAUCUGGUUCACAUUUGAUUCAAUUCACUGAUUCUGACUGAAACUCACGUUUGUUAAACAUGUAUCUUUUCUGUGAAACAUUUAGUGUGUCAUUCUGUAUCACUGAACUAAUAAAACUGACUUUUUCCUAGUUCACUAGCAUGCCAGUAAGUGGGUAAAGCUCAUGUACAUUUAAUUUUUUCAUUUUUACAUUUCCGUCUUCCCCUUUCUUCCUGUUCAGACGUGAAUGAUUACUUUUUAUGGUUGCUCUCCACACCUUCCAGGGCUGUGAAGGUCACGGUUCAGGCUUUUGAGCUGCUAGAAGACCACCCUGCCGUCCCACUGAGGCGUUUUUCUGCAUGUUGACUUUUGAUCCCAAUGUUUCCAUCGUCACAUGAGCUGUACAGGUUUUCUCUUCGCUUCCUUAUUGCCUCCUUAAAUUCAUCGUCCUCCUGAACUAGUAGAAACAAAAUCACGCGUCAUUAAUCGGGUUAAUUAUUUAAUCUUGUUUUGAUACGAGUGGUAUUUGAAAUGAAAAUAAAAAGGAGUCAGUCACCCAGAUCGAGCCUUGGUUUGGGAGGCCUGUGAUCGUCUGGAUAAAUGUAUUCACCAGACGGGGACUCUUCUGAAUGAGGAUCCAGCUCCCCGUUGCUCUGCGACCGCAGCAUCGGGGCCACCUGUGCUUUGGGUAUGGCUUUAGAUGGGUGUGGGGGGGUCGGCAUCACCUCUGCAGGAAGGAAACAUUUGUCAGGAAGGCUUACAAACGAUCCACCGUCUGUAAAAGCCGCCUUCUGCUUUACCGAUGCGGGUGUCGUAGGCCUGGGAGGCAGUGUAUGGAUGAACACGGUAAUCGGUCUUUUCCAUGAAGUAUUCGAUUACUUCAUUCAACGAGGAUACAGAUACCUAUAGAACAAAAGCCACAUGUUCAUUUUUAUUGCAUAUAUUCCUUCAUGUUGUACACAGAACACGUCAUGAAUCUUUAAUUUCAUCUGUUUGCCCAAACAUACUGAUAAACUGAUAAACGCCUUCCAGUUUUCUUCUUUUACUCUUUGUUUUAUAUUUACUGAUAAACUUACAUCAAAUACAAACGGUUCAAAGUUCUGAGUAUGCACGUAACCAUAGAAACCAAAAGUUUGCUUUGUUUUCCCUAUAAUUGCACUGCAAAAAUCAAGCUAAAAUUCACUUCUUUUCUGUAUUAAAUCUUUUGUCUUUCAAGUUUUAGCUUUAAUGAAGUCUCUGACAGCCAUAUUCUUUAACCCAAACCCAGAUGACAUUUUAGAAAGCAGCCAAACCAUUUUCAGAGUUUUAUUUUGUUCCAGUUGUAACAGUUUGUUCUCUUAUUGUGUUUUGUUGGCCUUUUUACUUCAAAGUCUGUGCUCCUUAGCAGCAUUGGUACUUUUACUGCAACUAUAAGUACCUGGCAAGUACUACUUUUGUCUAUUGUUUUGUACUCCAUGUGUCACUCUCCCUACAAUGACCACACAACUGCAGUGUUGAUCAGCUGACUGUGUUUUCUUGCAGGCCAGGAAGAUGUUGCUUCAUUUUUGAAAUGCGAUGGUUGCGUUGAAAACUGUCCUUUUUUUGUACUCACUGGUGUGUCCAGCUCAAUGACGAACCCGGAGUUUGUGGAGGUCACCCUGUAGUUCUUUUUGACAUACCCACUGAAACAGAAUGUUAUGACAUAACACAAAAUAAAAAUAAAAAAGAAGUGCUUUGAA
Messenger RNA from Oryzias latipes (Japanese medaka), 5401 nucleotides. It is a transcript of the gene ankrd13d, whose product is annotated as ankyrin repeat domain 13 family, member D. The record is from RefSeq and is a predicted model, not a curated record. Gene Ontology annotation, molecular function: protein binding. NCBI's taxonomy places the organism in Eukaryota, Metazoa, Chordata, Actinopteri, Beloniformes, Adrianichthyidae. Gene Ontology annotation, cellular component: cytoplasm.